Acanthosepion pharaonis is the source of this 900-nucleotide messenger RNA. The record is from the annotation of a GenBank genome assembly. NCBI's taxonomy places the organism in Eukaryota, Metazoa, Mollusca, Cephalopoda, Sepiida, Sepiidae.
AUGAAUCCUCUAUUUCUUUCCCCCAGCUAUGGCUUUCUCUUUUUUUCCUCUUCUUUUCUUCUUUGUUUGUUUUUGGUCGCUUCCCGCUUUCUCUCUCUCAAUUUCUCAUUUUCUCUUUGUUCCUUUUUUCUUCUCUCUUUUUUUCGACCUCCAUUUUUUUCUGUCUCUCUCUCUCUCCCUCUCUCUCUCUCUCUCUCUCUCUUGCUCUUUCGCCCUUUCUCCUUUUUCUGUUUCAUUUCCUUUCGCCUUAUAUUCUACACUUUCGCUCUUUCUUUCGUUUUUGCUCUUUUUUUACUUUUCUCUCUCAUCCUUUUUAACUGUCUCUUUUUCCUUUUCUCUCUCUCUUUUCUUUUCUCUCUCUCUUUUCUUUUCUCUCUCUCUCUCUUUUCUUUUCUCUCUCUCUCUCUCUCUUUCUUUCUCUCUCUCUACUUUUAUAUUUUUACCCUCGACCUUUCUCUUUUUCUCCCAUUAUUUCUCUCUGUCACGCACACACACACACUUUCAACUCACUUUCUUUUUUUCUUUCUUUUAUUCUCUCUUUCUAUCUUUCUCCGUCCCUCCUUUUUUUUCUUUCUCUUUCUCUUUCCCCAGCACUCUUUCUUCUCUCUUAUUUUUCUUUUCUCUCUCACCCUCUCUUUCUCUCUCUCACUCACUCUCACCCUCUCUUUCUCUCUCUCGCUCUCUCUUUUUCUCUCUCCCUCUCUCUCUCUAUCUCUCUAUCUCCCUUUCUCUCUUUCUCUUAAGAUCUUGCAUCUUUUCAUUAACUUUUCUCUCUCUUUCUUUCUCUCUCUCUCUCUAUCUCUCUUCCUCUCCCCUCUCUCUCUCUCUUCCUCCCCCCCUCUCUCUCACUCUCUCUCUCUCUCUGAUGCCUUUUUUUUACUCUUUUCGCCAUUUUUCUGA